Molecule: messenger RNA, 1897 nt
Organism: Durio zibethinus
Lineage: Eukaryota; Viridiplantae; Streptophyta; Magnoliopsida; Malvales; Malvaceae
Product: heme A synthase COX15-like
Biological process (GO): heme A biosynthetic process
Cellular component (GO): mitochondrial inner membrane
Molecular function (GO): oxidoreductase activity, acting on NAD(P)H, heme protein as acceptor
Source: RefSeq, a predicted model, not a curated record
UGGUACUUUAACAAACAUCAGGUUUCAGAAACCAACAAAACAAAUAGUAAAACGGAUCCUCCAAACCCGAUACUAAAAGGACCCAAUAAGGUUUAUCAGUUCUGCAAAAACCUCCCUAAACCCCCACAGGUUUAAGAAUUAAGUGAAAGCGAGAGACAAAGGCGCAAUAAAAACAAAUGUUUCAAAGCAGAGCGGUUGCUUCGAUUCUGAAGAGAAACAAAGCCAUACUCAAUAGCUUAACAUCCAAUCUCAGGGGAACGUCUGCCUCUAGUGUUUUUACGUCUUCUUCUGCUGCAUCUUCUAAUACCGCUAAUAAAGUUGCAAGGGCUUCUUUUAUGGCUUUAGAUCUCUGCCUAAGGAAUAUGUCCACUGUGGCCUCUGUCGGCACCGAGAAGGAGGGAUUGAAGCUACUAGUAACUGCAGGCCAACGUGCUCAGAAAAGGGUUGGAAUAUGGCUUUUUGGUUCUACUGCAUGGGUUUUUAAUAUGGUGGUACUAGGUUGUGUCACACAACUAAGCCGAUCUGGUCUUUCAAUGACUGAUUGGAAAUUCACUGGGAACCUUCCUUCUCUAUCAGAUGAGGAGUGCCAGCAAGAGUUUGAGAAAUACAAGCAAUCACCAGAAUACAAGCGGAUGGAAUAUGCACAUCGAAUGUGGGGGAGAGCUCUAGGUGUGAUGUUUGCAUCGCCAUUCUCGUAUUUUCUUCUUAAGGCAUAUAUUACCCUGCGCCUUGGACUAAGACUCUCUGUUCUUUUUGCUCUUGGUACUGGUCAGGGUCUAAUUGGUUGGUGGAUGGUUAAAAGUGGUUUAGAGGAGCCAGCUUCUGAAUAUAUUCGGCCUCGAGUGAGCCCUUACCGACUUGCUGCUCAUCUUACUGCAGCAUUUGUUAUUUACAGUGGCCUGUUCUGGACUGCUCUUUCAGUUGUAAUGCCUGAACCUCCUUCUCAAUCAUUAGCUUGGGUUCAAGGAGCAGCCAAAGUCAAGAGGCUUGCAAUUCCAGUGAGCCUCAUUGUAGGCAUUACCGCUGUCGCAGGGGCAGUUGUUGUAGGAAAUGAUGCUGUAUGUAGCCAUUUUUGUUCAUUUUCUUGCUUCUCUUCUUUCACAAUAACCUUUUAAUCUUUUCUGGUCCUUGCUGAGGAGCAAUCCGUGUAUGCUUUAAUUUCUUGUGCCGUGCAUGCAAUACUUUUCCAAAGAUGGAAGAUGAAUGGAUUCCUGAUAAUAUAUUUGAAUUGAAACCAUUAAUCCGCAACUUCUUUGAGAAUACAUUGACGGUGCAGGAUAUUUGUCCACUCUUCUAUUUCCUCUUUGACUGUGUAAGCAAGUGACCUUCAUGAUCGUCUAGGCGAUUGUAUUAGUUGCUUGUAUGAUCGCACAGAAAAGGGAAUUGAGUUAAACACAGUCAUCAGUUAAUUUGCUGAGGAUAAUCUGUUAAAAAGUAUAUUCGUCAAGCUGGAAUUGUCACAUAAAAUUUGAUUUUGUUCCUCUCGUUCAUUUUACACCAAUUGCUUCACGUUCAGAGUUAUAACCUUUUGAUUGAACACAAUAAUAAUUUUAGUUCUGAUAAGGUCUACUUAAAGAUCUUCCGCUAUAUAUAUAUUAUCACUUCCAAUAUCUUCACAAUAAUAAGAAACUACUUUUUCAAUAAUAGAUAGUAUAUGCUUUGGAUUUUCCUGCUUGACCACCGUAUCCUCGCAACUAACACUUUAAUCUCAAUUUCUGCUUUGCGGUGGUCAACCAGAAAGUUGGAUAUCCAUCCGGCUAUUCGAUCUUUGGUUGGAAGCUAGGAUUCAAAUAGCGAUGUAAUAGCAGUAUAGCAACUGCUAUUUAGCAGAAUCGGCACCCAUUACCACUGUUAUUCGAUUAAUAUUAGGUGUGAAGAAAAUUCACAUAUUUAACGA